AUGUGCAAACACCAGUACAGCGCAGACGUAGUAAACGCCGGCAUGGAUGUCUCGAAGGGCCGUGAGGUGCUGCCAAAGAACGUGAAGCCGAUACAUUACAAUCUGACACUGGAGCCGAACCUGGAGAGCUUUGAGUAUCAGGGCGAAGUGGCCAUAGAACUAGAUGUGAUCGAAGACACGACGUCAAUUUCCCUGAAUACCCUCCAGCUCAAGAUCAACUCGACGAAGGUACAUUCCGGCUCGACUCUGAUUACCUCUGAGCCGGACAUUUCCUACAAUGAAGACACCCAGACCACCAAGAUAUCGUUCAAGGACACCAUCCCCGCAGGGAGCAAAGCUACGCUUACGCAGACGUUCACCGGCACGCUGAACGACAACAUGGCAGGCUUCUAUCGGUCGUCAUACAAAGGGGAGGAUGGGUCGACCCGUUACCUAGCAACCACCCAGAUGGAGCCCACGGACGCCAGACGAGCAUUCCCCUGCUUCGAUGAGCCAGCGCUGAAGGCCCACUUCACGAUUACCCUCAUCGCAGACAAGCAGAUGACGUGCCUGAGCAACAUGGACCCCGUGUCCGAGAAGGAGGUCGACUCGCAGAUGAGUAAAGGGAAGAAGAAAGCGGUCACAUUCAGCAAGACGCCGCUGAUGUCAACCUACCUACUGGCCUUCAUCGUCGGUGAACUGAAGUGCAUCGAGACCAACGACUUCCGCGUGCCGGUUAGAGUGUUUGCGACCCCUGACCGAGACAUCGAACACGGCAGAUUCUCCCUCGACCUGGCUGCACGGACGCUCGAGUUCUACGAGAAGAAAUUCAAUAGCGAGUUCCCGCUACCCAAAAUGGACAUGGUUGCCAUACCGGAUUUUAGUGCCGGAGCGAUGGAGAACUGGGGCCUGAUCACCUACCGCGUUGUUGACCUGCUAUUCGACGAGAAGACCAGCGGAGCAUCGACGAAGCAGAGAGUAGCUGAAGUUGUGCAGCACGAGUUGGCGCAUCAGUGGUUUGGCAACCUUGUGACGAUGGACUUCUGGGACGGCUUGUGGUUAAACGAGGGCUUUGCGACUUGGAUGUCCUGGUAUUCUUGCAAUGCGUUCUACCCGGAAUGGAAAGUGUGGCAAGGCUACGUUACGGACAACUUGCAGAGCGCGUUGUCCCUGGACUCGCUCCGCAGCAGUCACCCCAUCGAGGUCCCGGUCAAGCGCGCGGAUGAGAUCAACCAAAUCUUCGAUGCGAUCUCGUACUCUAAGGGCUCAUGCGUGCUCCGCAUGAUAUCCAAGUAUCUAGGAGAGGAGACUUUCAUGGAGGGCAUCAGGCGAUACCUCAAGAAGCACGCGUACGGUAACACGCAAACAAGCGACCUUUGGGCCGCCUUGAGCGACGCCAGCGGAAAGGACGUGGAGAAGGUCAUGGACAUCUGGACGAAGAACGUCGGAUAUCCGGUGGUGACGGUCACGGAAGACGAGAAAUCCAGCUCAAUCCACGUCAAGCAGAACCGGUUUCUCCGGACCGCAGACGUCAAACCGGAAGAGGACAAGACUUUGUUCCCAGUGAUCCUGGGUCUGCGGACCAAGGAGGGUGUAAACGAGGAUCUCAGGCUAGACAAGCGAGAGUCAGACUUCAAGGUCAAGGAUCUCGACUUCUUCAAGCUCAAUGCGGAUCAUUCGGGCAUCUACCGCACCUCAUACACUCCUGAGCGGUUGCAGAAGCUUGGCGACGCCGCAAAGACAGGGCUGCUCACUGUGGAGGACCGGGCUGGCAUGAUCGCCGAUGCCGGUGCGCUUGCUGCUUCCGGCUACCAGAAGACUUCCGGCAUCCUGUCGUUGCUGCAAGGCUUCAAGUCCGAACCAGAGUUCGUCGUAUGGGACGAACUCACCGCCCGCAUAGGAUCUCUGCGUGCGGCCUGGAUCUUCGAGCCCGAAGAGGUGAAGGAUGCCCUGAAGCGGUUCCAACUCGACCUCGUCGGACCUAAAGCGCAUGAGCUUGGUUGGGAGUUUAGAGACAGCGACGGCCACGUCGAACAGCAGUUCAAGUCUCUCCUCUUCGGCAGCGCCGGUCUCGCGAACGAUUCCGAGGUUCAGAAAGCCGCGUUCAACAUGUUCGACAAGUUCAAGCAGGGCGACAGGUCGGCCAUCCAUCCCAAUCUUCGCGCCAGCAUCUACGCCAUUGUGUUGACGAACGGCGGAGAGGCCGAGUAUGACGCCAUCCUAAACGAAUACCGCACCGCCACUACCAGCGACGAGCGCAACACCGCCCUCCGCGCCAUCGGCCGCGCCAAGCAGCUGGAGCUAAUCCAACGCACCCUAACGCUCCCGCUCAGCGAUGAGGUGAAGGGCCAAGACAUCUACCUCCCGCUCGGCGGGCUGCGGACGCACAAAGACGGCAUCGACGCGCUCUGGGCCUGGAUGAAAGAGAAUUGGGACGCACUCGAGAAGAAGCUGCCGCCUGGCCUUACGAUGCUGGGGAGCGUGGUGAGCAUUUGUACGAGCGGGUUUACGAGCAAGGAGCAGGCGGAAGAGAUUGAGGAGUUCUUCAAGAAGAAGAGCACCAAGGGGUUUGAUCAGAGUCUUGCGCAGAGUUUGGAGGCGAUUAAGGCGAAGGCGAAGUGGAUUGAGCGGGAUAGGGAGGAUGUGAGGGGGUGGUUGCAGGAGCAUGGGUAUUUGAAGUGA
Molecule: messenger RNA, 2661 nt
Organism: Coniosporium apollinis CBS 100218
Lineage: Eukaryota; Fungi; Ascomycota; Dothideomycetes
Product: aminopeptidase
Exons: 3
Coding region: 1-2661 (886 amino acids)
Biological process (GO): peptide catabolic process; proteolysis
Cellular component (GO): cytoplasm
Molecular function (GO): peptide binding; metalloaminopeptidase activity; zinc ion binding
Source: RefSeq, a predicted model, not a curated record